Messenger RNA from Morchella importuna, 720 nucleotides. RefSeq lists its product as uncharacterized. NCBI's taxonomy places the organism in Eukaryota, Fungi, Ascomycota, Pezizomycetes, Pezizales, Morchellaceae. The transcript is spliced from 8 exons. Bases 1 to 720 code for a protein of 239 amino acids. The record is from RefSeq and is a predicted model, not a curated record.
AUGUGGGGUAAUAUUUCCGCCGAACACGUAUCUCCCGAGCUGGUUGUGGGGCAGUCAGUCAGAGCAUAUAGAUCCUGGCACUUGAAAUUGCAUUCAUCCUGGCAAGAAAGGAAAGGGCCGGAGCCCGGUUGGGGCAGGGGAGACUUUAAUCCGGGGGUCCGCAGGACUAGGGACAAUGGUCUUCUCGGGCAGAGUACCUCUGGAAUAUCAGUGUGGGACGAACAGUCGAUCUCGGCUAUCGCGUUAUUCUCGAGAAGAUCGAGAAGCUUUCAGAGAGGUCUUGUGACUUUUUGGGGGCUUCAAGAGCUAGUACAUACAAUUAAAGGUGUCGCGUCGGUCACGAGCUCCGGAUUGACAGGGGACAAGCAAGUGAUCGAUACUUAUGCGGAUUGCCGCAAAAGAAAUAUGUGCGGGGAAGAGGCUCUGCUCUGCGACAAUGCGACCCUCGAAUCCCAGCAAGGCGACUCCUGCAGAGUUUUAUGGAUUGAUGUGCUUUGCGGAAAUGCAGUUUGGUACCAAACCACCUCAACUACAUACUUCAUGAACUCUGGCUCUAUGCACUGUCAGAGUAGUUUCUACGAAGACGUAAGAGACUUCGCUGUAAACCGAUCAUCAUUCACCAUCGACUCAAACUUAGACACAACUUCUGACCCUUUUCAUCUGCUCCCAUCUCGCCUGGAGCUCGCCUUACCUCAGGAGGCUUCGCACGCAGGACAAUAA